CUUCACCCCUACUCCCUUUAAGCCGACAGCCAAUAGGACGGUCAGGAGAAGCCCCACAACUGUCUCUGCACCAAUCACACGGAGAGACACGGAAGACGACGGCUGGAAGAGGAUGAUGUCCAGGUAUGGAGGUCUUCCAGGUGAGCUCCAUAUGAUAGAACUGGAGAAGAGUCCCCGUGGAGUCACGAGCACCGAGGCCCCGGGACAGGGUCUGGUUCCUGGUCUGGGUCUCAGCCUGACGGAGGACAGGGAUGGUUCCAGAACCCACCUCGGUGUCUACGUGGCCGGGGUCGACCCCCAGGGGGCGGCGGGGCGAGACGGACGGAUACGGGCGGGAGAUGAGCUACUGGAGAUCAACGGUCAGAUCCUGUAUGGUCGUAGUCACCAGAACGCUACAGCCAUCCUCAACAGGGCUCCUUCUAAAGUCCAGAUUCUCCUCACCAGGAAUAAAGUGGCUCUGGCGCAGAUGACUCAAGGACCCAUGGGUGGGGACUCCUCCUCUUCCUUCCUCCACCCCUCCAUCUCUCUCUCCUCUUCCUCCCUCCAUCCCUCCAUCCACGUCUCUUCCUCCCAUCCCCCCAUUCCUCCCCACUCCUCAGUCGGCACCGCCAGGAACGCCUCCUCCUCCUCCUCCAGCGGGCGAUCUGAUUGGCCAACGGGCUCCUCUCUGACCCCUGACCUCCUGAGCUGUCCCAUAAUACCCGGCGUUGACAGCACCAUAGAGAUCUGUAAAGGACACUUGGGCCUGGGACUCAGCAUCGUGGGGGGGUGUGACACGCUACUG
Oncorhynchus gorbuscha (pink salmon) is the source of this 784-nucleotide messenger RNA. Its product is annotated as inaD-like protein. The transcript is spliced from 5 exons. Gene Ontology annotation, molecular function: protein binding. The annotation marks the transcript as partial. Lineage: Eukaryota; Metazoa; Chordata; Actinopteri; Salmoniformes; Salmonidae. The record is from RefSeq and is a predicted model, not a curated record.